UACCUCCUUGUGCCUCUGCUCACAAACUUCCAUCUCCUACCUUCUUGUGCCUCUACUCAUAAACUUCCAUCCUCUACCUUCUUGUGCCUCUUCUCAUAGAGUUCCAUCUCCUACCUUCUUGUGCCUCUUCUCAUAGAGUCCCACUUUCUGUCCCCGUGCUAAUAGUACAUUAUAUCCUGAUGUGUUUUGUCUCCAAAGGCUCUAUAUUCUAUCCCGAUGUUCCUCUUCCUAUAGAGUGUCAUCUGCUCUACCCAUUUAGCCGUCUUUUUUUCCACUUUUUCUGCUCUUAGACUGCUAUUUUCUUGGUCUGCCUGCGCUCGGUGUUAUCGCCGUCCAGCUGCCACAAGAGAGCUGUAGCGGCUGCCUACAGAGGUUGGACUUUUCAUAGAAGCAUCCGCAGUAUAACAAUGCCUCCACAGGAGCCUCCUGAUAUAUACAGCAUCAGCAUGGAUGGGAAAAAACCCAAAGCCGAAGAGAAAAAGAAGAAAAGCAUUUUUAAUAGAAAGUCGGAGAAAAAAGUGGAAAGCCUGAAAAAAGAACUGGAGAUUAGGGACCAUACUUUAACCAUACAGGAACUGGAAAAUAAAUAUACGGUGGAUGUUACGAAGGGUCUGGGUCCUGAGGAUGCCCAGCAACGUCUUAACCGCGACGGACUCAACAAACUGACUCCUCCAAAGGGCACUCCGGAAAUCGUAAAGUUCCUGAAGCUGAUGGCCGGGGGCUUUUCCAUUGUCUUCUGGAUUGGGUCGAUAUUGUGCUUCCUUGCCUAUGGUCUUCAGGCUGGACAGGAUCCCACCGUGUCGAAGGAUAAUCUAUGGUUGGCAAUCAUCCUGAUCGCGGUUGUGGUGGUGACAGCCCUUUUCGCGUAUUAUCAGGAAGCUAAAAGCACAAACAUUAUGGCCGGCUUCAAAAACAUGGUCCCACAGCAAGCACUGGUUCUGCGUGGUGGGAAGCGCAUUGAGGUCAUUGCGGAGAAGCUGGUGACCGGAGACAUUGUAUACAUUAAAGGGGGAGACAAAAUCCCUGCCGACGUACGUUUCUUUGAGAUCCAAGGCUGCAAGGUGGACAACUCAUCUCUGACAGGUGAGUCGGAACCACAGCCUCGAUCCACAGAAUGCACCGACGAGAAUCCUUUGGAGACCAAGAAUCUGGGGUUCUAUUCCACCACGUGCUUAGAAGGAGCCGCUUGCGGAAUUGUAAUCAGCACGGGAGACCGAACAGUGAUCGGACGCAUUGCAUCGCUAGCCUCGCAAGUCGGAGAUCAAAAGACACCCAUCGCCAUGGAGAUUGAACACUUUGUACAGAUGAUCAGUGGCCUUGCGGUGGGAGUUGGAGUUGUCUUCUUCAUCAUCUCCAUCUCUAUGGGAUACACUGCCCUUAAUGCCAUUAUAUUCUGUAUUGGCAUUGUAGUGGCGUACGUGCCCGAGGGAUUGUUGGCCACCGUCACCGUCUGCCUCUCCCUCACCGCCAAGCGCAUGGCCAAGAAGAACUGUCUUGUGAAGAACUUGGAGGCUGUGGAGACUCUUGGAUCUACCUCGGUCAUCUGCUCCGACAAGACCGGCACUCUAACCCAGAACCGCAUGACGGUGGCGCACAUGUGGUUCGAUAACAUCAUUCACAAUGCAGACACCUCUGAAGAUCAAACAGGUGACUUGUUUGAUCAGAGCUCCCCCACCUGGCAGUCACUGGUCAUGAUCGCUACAUUGUGCAACCGUGCCGAAUUCAGCUCAGACCAGGAGGAAAUCCCCAUAAGUAAGAGACAAGUCAACGGAGAUGCCUCAGAAGCAGCUCUAUUAAAAUUUACAGAGCAGCUUUUGGGGGGCGUUAUGGAGCUGAGACAACGGAACAAGAAAGUCAUAGAGAUCCCAUUCAAUUCAAGCAACAAAUACCAGGUCUCCAUCCAUGUGCCAGAAGACUCCUCCAAGAAUGGAUAUCUGCUGGUGAUGAAGGGAGCCCCAGAGAGGAUUUUGGAUCGAUGUGACACCAUCAUGAUAGGGGGCCAAGAAUGGCCUCUUGAUGACGAAAUGAAGGAUAACUUUCAGAAAGCCUACUUAUGCCUAGGCAGUCUUGGGGAGAGAGUUUUGGGCUUCUGCCAGCUACAGCUCCCUGCUUCCACCUAUGGGCCUGGUUACCCAUUCGAUGUCGAUAACUUGAAUUUUCCACUGAGCGGGUUGUGCUUCGUGGGGCUUAUCUCCAUGAUUGACCCACCUCGUUCCAGUGUUCCAGAUGCAGUCAUGAAGUGCCGUAGCUCCGGCAUCAAGAUUAUCAUGGUCACUGGGGACCACCCGAUUACUGCAAAGGCAAUUGCACGGAGCGUGGGAAUCAUUUCAAGUGGAAGCGAAACAGUAGAAGACAUCGCAGAAAGACUAAAGAUUCCCAUCGGAAGUGUCAACCCCAGAGAUGCAAAAGCCAUUGUGGUGAAUGGUGCUGAGAUCGCUGACAUGACCUCGGAUCAGUUGGACAAUAUCCUACAACAUCAUCUGGAAAUAGUGUUCGCCAGGACGUCGCCGCAGCAGAAAUUACUGAUUGUUGAGGGAUGCCAAAGGCUGGGAUCAAUUGUGGCUGUCACCGGAGACGGAGUCAAUGACUCUCCGGCCUUGAAGAAAGCUGAUAUUGGAGUAGCCAUGGGAAUUGCUGGAUCAGACGCAGCCAAACACGCAGCGGACAUGAUUUUGCUGGAUGAUAACUUUGCCUCAAUCGUCACAGGCGUGGAAGAGGGUCGCCUGAUAUUUGAUAACUUGAAGAAGUCCAUUGGAUACACCGUGACCAAGAACAUCCCUGAAAUGAUCCCCUUUAUGGUCUACGUUAUCAUCAGCUGCCCCCUACCCCUGGGCACCAUCACUAUCCUCUUCAUAGAACUGGGCACUGAUAUUAUCCCCUCCAUCGCUUUGGCGUAUGAAAAAGCAGAGAAUGACAUCAUGACUCGAAAACCCCGCCAUCCUAAGAAAGACCGCCUGGUGAAUCAGCAGUUGCUGGCGUAUUCUUAUUUCAACAUAGCUGCCAUAGAAUCUUUUGCCGGCUUCAUGAAUUACUUCACCGUCAUGGCUCAACAGGGCUUCCUUCCAGGAACCUUGUUAGGACUCCGAGCUCCUUGGGAGGACAAAAAUAUCCAGGAACUGGAAGACAGUUAUGGACAGGAAUGGACAUAUACCCAGCGGUUAUACCAGGAGUGGUACUGUUACACUGCCUUCUUUAUCGGCAUCGUCAGCUGCCAGAUGAUGAAUACUGUGAUCCGUAAGACGAGGAGGAACACGAUCUUAACCCGUAAUUUCUUCAGAAAUAAGAUCAUCUUCUUGGGGGUGCUGUCACAAAUUGUUAUCGGUGUUUUCCUUUGUUAUUGCCCCGGGAUGGAUGAAGCUCUACAUUUUAUGCCCUUAAGGGUCGAGUACUGGUUUGUGACCAUAGAGUACACCAUCCUCGUACUGGUCUACGAUGAACUAAGGAAACUUCUCAUCCGAAAAUUCCCUGGCUCUUGGGUGGACAGAGAACUUUACUAUUAAAGACUGUUUGUACCGAAGAGGUUGAACUGCUGGAAAACUUUCCCCGAAAGAAAAAAAAUACUUAAAAGCCUCUACGGUCAUCUUUAUGUAUAUUUUGUAUAAUUGUAAAUUAAAAACUGUAAUUAAAAAAAAAAGCACUUUUAUGGAAAAAAAAAUAUUGCAUGUUGUUUAAUAGCUGAAUAAUAGGAACUUACAAUAAAUUGAAAUCCGUCGGG
Molecule: messenger RNA, 3715 nt
Organism: Spea bombifrons (plains spadefoot toad)
Lineage: Eukaryota; Metazoa; Chordata; Amphibia; Anura; Pelobatidae
Product: potassium-transporting ATPase alpha chain 2-like
Exons: 23
Coding region: 408-3500 (1030 amino acids)
Biological process (GO): proton transmembrane transport; potassium ion import across plasma membrane; sodium ion export across plasma membrane
Cellular component (GO): membrane
Molecular function (GO): P-type sodium:potassium-exchanging transporter activity; ATP binding; ATP hydrolysis activity
Source: RefSeq, a predicted model, not a curated record